UGAUACCAAUGACAGCCUCGAGGUGGGGAGGAAGAAGGGAUGGUAAUGUACUUCAACAGGAGAUUAAGCCUUUGUUCCGUCAUGUGAUUACUUCAUUGUGUUGCCCUGUGCUUCCCUAUAUAAUCCCGGGUAAUACUCCAGUCGAUCUGUAUCCCCGUCGCUGACGUUUCUACGAUGAUGUACGGACCGUCGUUGAUGUCGAUGCGUGUCAUCUUUGUCCUGGGCUUCAGUUUGGCCAGUGGCUUGCCCAAGUCAAAACGAGAAACUGACUGUAGUGGCAAGUUCGCGUCUGUGACCCCCUUCCUGCUGAAGGCGGCUGUUAUCGACGGCACGUGCAUGUACAUGGUGGAUCAGACUUACACCUACAACGCCGCCAGGUCACUGUGUAGAGCUGAGGGGACUCACCUCGUGCACAUCCGGGACCCAGCGACACAACAAGCCAUUGAGGAGGAGUUUGGUGUAAGCCAGUUCUGGACAGGUCUGCGGAAGGUCAAGGGCGCGUGGCAAUGGGUCGGCCUGGGCGGUGUCCAGGAGGGGAUGACAGAUGCACGCUGGGAGAACGACUUCCCCCCGAGCGACAAACACGACGUUGUUGCCUACACCACCUCCGGGGUGAGGGAAGGAGAUCGGGUCUUCUACUGGAAGGGGGCAAGGACAAACUACCAUUACCGACCCGUAUGUCAGACCCCGCCCCCUACGCUCGAUGAUUGCACGAUCUCAGAUGACUGUUCCGGCAAGUUUUCGACUAUCCCCGCUGAGAGACUCCAAUACGACUUCAUCGACGGCGUGUGUGUGUACCUCAUCGACCACCCUUACACGUACCGGGACGCCAAGGCCUUGUGUAAAGGGGAAGGAACUCAUCUUGUACAUGUGCAUGAUCCUGCCAUGCAGCAAGCCGUUCAGGACUCGUUCCAACGUACUCAGUUUUGGACUGGUCUAAAGAAGAUAAAUGGGGUGUGGCAGUGGGUUGGUCUGGGUGGUGAGAAGGAGGUUAUGGACGCCCCUCGUUGGGAGAAUGGAUUCCCCCCAUCUGACAGCAAUGACGUUGUCAUGUACACCACGCAGGGCAACGAUCAGACAGGGGCUCCAACGUACAACUGGAAGGGUGCCCGUAUGAACUACUCGUACCGUGUCGUGUGUCAGACUCCCAGGUGCUGACGGGGGACACAUCCUCCUGUCUCCUGCUUCCUGACUCCGGAAAAGUCACAGCACGUGCAAACACUUCGACAAUAAAAGUUACCAAGGUCAA
Molecule: messenger RNA, 1249 nt
Organism: Haliotis rubra (blacklip abalone)
Lineage: Eukaryota; Metazoa; Mollusca; Gastropoda; Lepetellida; Haliotidae
Exons: 9
Coding region: 175-1158 (327 amino acids)
Biological process (GO): biological process involved in interspecies interaction between organisms
Cellular component (GO): external side of plasma membrane
Molecular function (GO): carbohydrate binding
Source: RefSeq, a predicted model, not a curated record